This is a messenger RNA of Fraxinus pennsylvanica, 546 nucleotides long. Lineage: Eukaryota; Viridiplantae; Streptophyta; Magnoliopsida; Lamiales; Oleaceae. The record is from the annotation of a GenBank genome assembly.
AUGCAGAUUGUGGAGAUGAGAGUGCACAUGGACUGUCCUGGAUGCAAAAAAAACAUAGAGAAAGCCCUCAAAAAAUUGAAAGGAGUGGAUAACGUUGACAUAGACAUGUACAUGCAAAAAGUGACGGUUACCGGCUGGGCAGAACAAAAAAAGGUACUCAAAGCCGUGAGGAAGACGGGACGGACGGCAGAGCUAUGGCCGUACCCGUACAACCCAGAAUAUCAUGGUUAUGCUCCAUUCUACUACAAUCAAUACUACACAAGUGAAAGUCCAGCUAAUUACUACCAUGCAAGUUCGGCCAGUUAUUAUUCGAAUUCGGAGGCCCCCUCUACGUACAACUAUCAUAAGCACGGAUAUAACUAUUAUGCAAGUCCAGCCAGUUAUUAUUCGAAUACCGAGGCUCCCUCUACGUACAACUAUCAUAAGCACGGAUAUAAUGGCCACACCCAUGGUUACUAUCAGCAGCCACCGUCCUCCACUAUCUUUGAUGAGCGGACCAUUUCAAUGUUUAGCGACGACAAUGCCACUGUCUGUUCUAUUAUGUGA